Messenger RNA from Electrophorus electricus (electric eel), 6676 nucleotides. It is a transcript of the gene zcchc14, whose product is annotated as zinc finger, CCHC domain containing 14. The record is from RefSeq and is a predicted model, not a curated record. Gene Ontology annotation, molecular function: zinc ion binding; phosphatidylinositol binding; nucleic acid binding. NCBI's taxonomy places the organism in Eukaryota, Metazoa, Chordata, Actinopteri, Gymnotiformes, Gymnotidae.
UAAUCUUGUGGAACCAGGAAAAUAAGCACGAUUGGAGAGUAACGGAAUAUUAGCGUGUGUCGUCCUUAACUUAAGGGUUUGGACCGCGAGACUUCAUCCUAAACUCCGUAGUGUUCACGCGGGCGGCACGAGCGGGGCGGAGUGACGCGGCCGUUCCCGACGCUCCCGUGCACUCUCCUCCCCGUGAGUCCUCACAGCGACGCACGGGACACCGUGGCCCUCUGAACUCUAUUUAUAGGGGCUAUGGGCUUACAGAAGAGCGCGUGUCGCCUUUACGCAGGCUUGAAUUUCAGGUGUGAUAUCCACUGCCGUUAAGAGACUGACGUCACAUCCACACGGUACAUGUAACACGCUUCAGCCGUAUAUUUCACGCGUGCAUGUAUUCCAGAUACGCGAGAGAUCCUGUGCUGAGCUGAGUCUCAGCCCACGGCUCGUGCACGUUAGCGUUACAGACACACGCCGCGGCCAAUCGCGUCACUGCGUGGGCAGGGUGCGUGCGUGGAGCGUGGGUGGCCUCGCAACACAACACGGCACUCUCACCUCGGGCCUGACAGCUGUUUACGGAGCGGAACGGUCUCGUGGAAUUCACGAGACAGAACGAUCCGUUUGUUUUCUCUCUAGAGUCGAACUACAGAACUGUUCGACUUCACGCGAGAGCUCGCUCGCUGGAUGACGGUCCCACACGGUUUUAGCGGUAGCCACGCGGAGGACAGUGUCCGAGAAGUAGGAUUUCCAAGCGUCCCGGCCGCUAAAAUGGCACCGAUACAGUGCUCGACGUCCCGCGCCAGGCAGAGCGGCGGAGGCUCCGCUCCAUAACCGGCUGACGUGGGGUCCUCGAGCUGGGAAAGAAGACACGCCACGAGCUCCGCCGAUUCUCCAACUCCGUAAACACACGGUCGCGUGCUUCGUUUCGUUAAACAACUUUUUCCACACUUGGAACUGUUUUAUAGGAAUAAUGCAACCGCUUAUUUAUAAAACGAGGAUGAACCAGUGCCGUUACUGCCGCGUGCUCUGCGUUAGGAGGGCGGGCACGCUGAGCCUCCUGCUCCAGUAGAGCGCUCGUGAAUGUUCGUGUCUUUGGACGAGCCUGUGAGUCCGCGCAGUGUCCGACGUCCGUUCGCUCGCGCGGUUGAGAUGGUGGAGGGUCGCGGCUCUGUGCAGAGGGAGGGCGUGUACCGCUGGUUCUCCGUGCUCAGCCCCGCGCAGCGCGCGGACUUCCUCUGCGGCCUGCUGGACCUCUGCGUGCCUGUGGAGCUGCGUUUCCUGGGCGCGUGCUUGGAGGACCUGGCCCGUAAGGACUAUCACUCCCUCCGGGACGCGGAGAUCAAAGCCAACAGCCCCGCCGACCUCGCGGACCUCACCGACAUCACGGAUGAAGUCGUGCGGAGUAAGUUGCUCAUAUCGCUCGCGCUGCUGAGCUCAGACAACCGCGUGGCGGCGGGGAUCUUGUUCCGAACUCUCGCGCACACCGACUCCAUCAUCUCCAGUUCUGGUCUCGAGCUGAGCGCCGCGGAGACGCGCGAGCAGGUCCAGCUGCUCUUCACCAUGGCGUCCAACCACCCGGCGUUUAGCUUCCACCAGAAGCAGGUAUUACGGCAGCAGCUCACCCGCAUCACCGCUCCGGAACCGCCGCACCGGGGCCGCACCGGCUCACCGGCAGCGCCGACGGGUGCCACCACCACGCCUGCGUACAUCAGCGCGUGCGCCCACCUGUCCUGCUGCGCCAAGAUUGUCCAGCGAGAGGCAGUGGUGGGCCUGACAGAUGAGGGUUUAGUGCCAGAGGUCAUGACCCCGACAGCUACCCCCUGUUGUCUGGAGCUGCCAAUAAAAAGUCAUUCAGGGAAACCUGGAAAAGUUUGGGUCGAGAGGAUUGAGGUGAAGGGCAUCACACAAAAGGCAGAUUCAUCACUAGAGUACACACUGGAGGUUCUGUGGUCUGACACUACACUGUCAACUGUUGGCAAAACGUCUCAGGACGUGGUAGAGCUGAUCACCCAGCUCUCCCAGAUCUUUCCUGAUGACUGUCUGGAGAGGUUCCUGCCCCAGCCUGGCCUGGAUGAGCUAGGUCCAAGGUGUCUGAGUGCUCUGCCCACACAUGUCCUCAGACAUGAUCAAGUGCGUCUCUUCCUCAGCUCUUGGCUGCCCGCCCCCAGCGAUCUGAACAGUCUGCUCCAGUGUAGAGGGACGAGCAGAGCGAUCUGUGGUCUAGCCAGCGUCCAGCCCAUGGUGAAUGUCCACGCCUCCAUGGCACAGACUCCUCCUUCUCAUCUGCCCCAGCUGACUUUGCCCCUCCCCCCCACUGCUGAAACUAUGGGAGAGUCUCCCGCAUCUCAGAGUUACCACACUAUCCCCACCUCUCAUCUACAACCGCCACCACAACCCCUGCACCCCCCUGGCCCGGCCCAGCCCGGCCAGGAGCAGAGUGGCAUUUUGGACUGGCUUCGGAGCUUCCGCCUCCACAAAUACUACCCUGUGUUUAAACAGCUGACCAUGGAGGAGUUCCUUGCUCUCACCGAAGAGGAUCUGAACAAGUAUGAUCUCACUCAGGGAGCCAAGAAGAAGCUAAAGACGCAGCUGGAACUGCAGAAGGAGAAGUUGGAGAAGAGACACCUGAUGUCUCGGUGCUCUGUGUCCUGUGGUGGCGUUGCCAGAGUAACGCCAUCCAGUUACAAUGGUCCACUCACACACACACACACAGGCAAUAGCAGUACAGAGCUGCAGGGAGAGGCUGAGGGCAGCUCCUCGGGCUCCUCCAGCGCACCCUGCAGCCCGAUGUCACAGUCCCGUGACGCCUCCUUCGACCGGACCAGGGAACCCCCCAGGAGGGCGGAGUCUGGAGAGAAGGAGCGGUCUUGCUUCCAUGGCGCCGGUGGUUCUGCUGCUCCUAGCCGACCUACUGCUCAGGUCCUCCCUGUCCAGAACGGUCCGUCUCUGUCCCCAUCACAGUUGACUCCGCCUUCCUUACCCCUGCUGUCUCCGGGGCGUGGUCUCCACUCUCCCCGAAAGCCCCGCCCCUCGCCGCUCUGUCCCGAGGACAGACCCAAACCCCCAGGGGCCUGCGUGGGAGCGGGCGUCCGUUUUGAAAGCUUCUUCCCUGGGGUGGGCAUGGACGCUGUCCCCCCAGGGCUGCAAUCUCCUGGGCUCAUGGUGGAGACGAGCACCGCCCUAACUGCCACCUCCAACACCCUCCACCAAUUCUCUCACCCCCCGCUGCAGCUGCAGGUGUCUCCCUCACCCACCCCCCCCAUGGGGGCUCACUACCCUGCUUCCUCCUCGUGUUCUUCCUCCAGCCUGACCUCCAAACCAACGUUCCCGCCUGUCAGUGCAAUCCCCAUGGUAACGGGCAGCGGCGUUCCUAUGGCAGCGGUGUCAGGGAACACCUACAGCAUGAGCAGCGUGCCCGUGGCCCCGCCCAGAUCCAGCCCCCUGUCGUCGGAAGCGGCAGCCUACAUUGCGGGCCAGGCGAACGUGGUGGGUGCAGCUGUGUGCGUGUGCACCUCGUGUGGCUGCAGCGGGAACUGCGGCUCAUACGGCACGCUGGCUUCAGGCUACUCGGGCUACUUGCCCCGCCCUAUUUCUGCCACGCCCGUCUUCACGCUGGGGCCCCUGCUCCAUCUCAGCCCCCUCCUCACAGGCAGUGGCUCCGCCUCUCCUUUCUCCUACCCUCUUGUAGCCCCGCCCCUCUACAACAGUGGCCUAUCGCACGACUCACAACAAAACCUCAUCCUGCCUCCCAUGCAGGGCUUUUUAGGGGGAGGGGCUAAUGUGUAUCAACCGCAUGGGGUGAUGGGAAGUGGAGGGGUGGGGCAGAAGAAGGCAGGGACUGUGUCUUGCUACAACUGUGGGGUGAGUGGCCAUCGAGCGCUAGACUGCAGACAGACACCCAUGGACUCUAAUCAGCAAGGGAUGUUUCGUCUCAAGUACUCUCCUCAUUCAGACAGCCAGGACUCUGCUGACUAAGUGUGAUUCUACGAGUGUGUGAGGUUAUGAAGAGUCCUCUGGUGUGAGCCUGCACUCACACACACUCUGCCCACACCUGAAGCACUUGGAGUGACUCUUCAGUAAGGUUGGCAUGGAAACCAGCCAUGCCACUCAGACAGGGCAGAGAACACACUAAAGAACCCAGACUGCAGACAGGCUUCAGAAAGCAGCCUCUCCAGGCGAAUAUUAGUCUAACGGGAAAACAGUUUAAUUUUAGGUGGCUACAUUUUGAUGAUUCAAAAUGCGUCACACGACUGCCAUGUAAAAGUUCUCCACCCAAGGAAAGACGCUCAUUUUUACAAGUCUUUGUGUAUUCUUGCUCUGUCUUUUUGGAUGUCAUAGUUUUGCAAAUCAUUUUAGUCAUUUUUGGAAACCAUACCAGGUAGUUUUUGAUGACAUUUUUGCUCAGUGCCAUAACAAAUCAGGAUGAAAGCACAAUGCUGCCUCCCCUUGGCCGUUUACUGUAAUGACACUGAAAAGCUCUGGCUGCCCGUGCUUCAACAGUCUGCCCCGUUUGGGUUGUCUGUCUGGAGCUGCUUCAACAGUCUGCCCUGUUUGGGUUGUCUGUCUGGAGCUGACAGAACUAGCCUGUUACAGCAUGGACAUGUUGAACUGCUCCAUCAUUCUUACCUGGUGGUGUAUGGAGAAGAAGCCUGAAGCCCAGAGAGAACAGAACCACACGGAGAAAGAACAGGCUCAGGAACCCGUCCCACAGCCAGUUGGGUGACCACUGCAGUACCCCGUGUGUGCCCUGCAGGGACCACACAGUAGGUGCCGAGCAGAAUCCCUCAUCCUCAAGGUUCAGGAGUGGUGCUUGCAGGGUUCACUAUGCAUGCUGCCUUCUGACAAAUAUUCAUGCGCUAUGUUUUCCUGUGUAACCAGCCAGUGUUUCUAGUCCUCCAGACGCUGUGAGGGAGCCAGUCGCGUUCCUCUACUCUUUGGUCAUUUUGUAUUUAAUGGUCGAUGGUGAACUGAGUUUGUAAUCAGAGUUAUUUUGUAUACAAUACCAAUUUGAGACUGUUUUUCCAAAAUUAAACUUUAUUGAUUGUCUUUUGGAUGUGUGUAUGUGUGGGAUCCUUUUUUUUUUUUUUUUUUUUUUUUUUUACACAAAUGUACUUCAGUACUGAAAUAAGAGUUGACAGCACAUUUUAAGGCAAAUUAAACUAAAUGUGGCGUCUACAGUCGUGGUCUUUAGCUGUUGUGUCUACGAUCGUGCUGGUCUACAGCUUUGGUUGUUCUCCAUUUUCAAUUUAUUAUUAUUAUUAGUCACAGUCAUAUAGAUUAUUUCCCUCCCUUGCAGGUUUAUGGACCCACUGAGCUUAAGGUGUAAAUCAGUCUAUGGGGAGCGUUCAGCAUACAGUAGGAACAGUUAGCUUGGUGAGGGGAGCUCAGAGGAAGGAUAGUUCUGCGCCAAGACCAAUGGCUCCAAUUUUCAGAUGCUGCAAAGACGGACAGGCUGAGGUGAGUCAGCGGAGUCUAAUUACAGGUUAUAUGGAGGAAAGACCAUAAAACUGACAACGUGGAUUAUGGGUAAUGUGUGAUGAGUGACUACAGGGUUUUACAGUGAAAAUAAAAACUGCCGCUAUUUCUCCAUAAACCUGAACGUUUGAGUUAUGUAGGUAACGAAACACGAUGAGGAUGGCUGGACACUUGUCAACAUCUUGAAUAUUCCUGUUUUAUUUAUCUGUUAAAAUAACAAAUGUGAAGUUCAAGAGCAGAGUGACACAGGGGAGAUAGCAUGGCUAUUAAAGUGGAGAUACAGAAGAGAAGGAUCACUGCCAAACCAUGUCAGACAAACACCUGUAGACAUUGUUCUUUACACAAAUUUAGCAUGUGAACAUUAACUAGGAAACUUCACUUUAAAUACACAAAGACCAUUCCAGAUAAACACACAGGCUAAAGCACCUGAGACAGAAGCCUUGGACACUGUGGUUGUUGGACAAUUAGACAUCCCCACACAGGCAGACACUAGAACACAUAUGCAGUGAUAUAAAGGUGCAGAGAACCCUCUCGUAAGGUCAGGACAUUGAGAAAAGCAGGUCUCCUGGAGGCAUCCUGGACCUGCUGCAGAGACAUCUGCCAAUAGCUAACCCACGUCCCCUCACACGCUCGCACCGGGCCAGAGGUGCAGCUAACCCGCGUCCCCUCACACGCUCGCACCGGGCCAGAGGUGCAGCUAACCCGCGUCCCCUCACACGCUCGCACUGGGCCAGAGGUGCAGCUAACCCGCGUCCCCUCACACGCUCGCACCGGGCCAGAGGUGCAGCUAACCCGCGUCCCUUCCUGUAUCUGCAUUACAGAGCUGUAAGGUGUCUGAUUGAUGAGCAUUUUUCUGGAAUGACUCCCAUUCCAUCUGCUUUGUGUGGAUCACAGAAAUUAUCAACAGGUCACAGUUCCUCCUUUGUGAGUCCAAGAAGCCUCCAGCUCACAGCUGUGCUGCAAGGAGCUGCUGGGAAUCGCCUUGAGCGCAGAAGUUCACCAGCAACAGGCUGUGCAGCGCACUACAGCUAACAGUCCUUCAGAUGGUACAGAUCUGCACUUGAACAAGCUGAUCUGUUCCCUGUCGGUCUCAUGUGAAGCUACAAGCUUUGUCAAGUUUAGCAAUCUUGCAACUAAGAGUGAGGGAGCGUGUGACUGUACCUCAUAUCAAGAACUUGCACAAUGCAUUUAAAUGAGAGAAUCUGUCAUUCACAUA